AUGAGAUGGUUGAGUGCUUGUGCUCAGGAAGUGACCAGUGUCAUUGUGUUUGAGAUCACACCCUCCAAAAUGUAUUCCAUCAUGGCGGAUGAGGCAAGAGAUGGUCGGUCAGAGCAGCUGGCUGUUUGUGUUAGGUAUGUGUCAGAGGGGGAGGUAAAGGAACGGUUUCUAGCACUUUCAGAACUGAUGUCCUUUGAUGCCCAGUCCAUUGCAGACAAGCUACAGGAGCAGCUCCAGAUCAAUGGCCUUGCUCAUGUCAAGUGUGUGGCACAGACUUAUGAUGGUGCCGCGGUCAUGAGUGGACCCAUAGGAGGCGUGCAGGCACGUUUUAGAAGGCUUCAUCCUGAAGCUAUCUAUAUACACUGCUAUGCACAUGAGCUCAACCUAGUGUUGUGCCAUACUUGCAAGGCUGUUACGGAGGCUAUGGAGCUAUUUGCUUUGUUGGAGAGUGUGUAUUCUUUUUGCACCACCUCUCUAGUGAAUCACCAUUCAAAGUUCAAAGAUGCUCAGUCCAGGCUUGGGUUGGCAGCAGUAGAGCUUGUACAACUUUCCAACACACGUUGGGCAUGUCGGCUGCAAUCAAUCAAUGCAGUGCUUCAGACCUUACCUGCCAUAUUUGAAUGUCUCUCUGUCACUGGGUCUCCCUUGGCUAUUGGAAUCAAAGCAAAGCUAUCAAUGUUCUCAACCAUCUAUGCUUUCUUGAUGUUUCAGACACUUCUGUCCAUCACUCAAGGACUCCACAAACUCCUUCAGAAGGAGACAUUAGACCUGGCAGAAGCUCUGAUUUGCAAAGAUGCUGUGUGUGAUACUCUCAAAAGUAAACGCACAGAUGCAUUUGCCACCGAAAUGUUUGAGAGAACCAAGGCACUCUGCCUCACACACAGCAUUCCAGAACUACAUGCCAAGAAAAGGCAGAAACAGAGAAAAAUGGAAGAUUUUUUGUGUGAGACAACCUUAGGUUCACGCACUGAGUUAAUGGUUGCUGAGCUUGAUGAAAGAUUUGCCAGUGUAGAUACAGGACUCCUAAAAGGCAUACAGGCAUGCAGCCCUAAAUCUGAGACCUUCUUGAAUGAAGUGAACCUGAAAGAACUUGCUGGGCACUAUAACACUGACCUGAAAACAGGGCAGGUCCUUGUUGCCAGAAACUUCAUUGCUCGCAAAGCAGAUGCUGGGAAUCCAUCCCAAGACAUGCUAGCUGUGUACAACCUUCUAAACACAGACAUGUUUCCCUCUCUGAAAGAGGUCCUCCAAGUUGCUCCAACUGUGCAUGUAAGUAGCUGCUCAUGUGAAAGGUCCUUCAGUGCACUGCGUCGGUUGUACACAUGGCUGCGUCAAACAACGGGGCAGAGAAGGCUCCAUAACCUCGCAGUCAUGGCUAUUGAAAAUGGCAUACUAAGUCAGCUGAGUGACAGCAAAGUCAUAGACCGUUUUGCCACUCUGAAAAACAGAAGGCACUCUUUGAUGCUUCCACCCACAAAGUAG
This is a messenger RNA of Penaeus indicus, 1482 nucleotides long. RefSeq names its product zinc finger MYM-type protein 1-like. The record is from RefSeq and is a predicted model, not a curated record. Gene Ontology annotation, molecular function: protein dimerization activity. Bases 1 to 1482 code for a protein of 493 amino acids. The transcript has 2 exons. NCBI's taxonomy places the organism in Eukaryota, Metazoa, Arthropoda, Malacostraca, Decapoda, Penaeidae.